Amphibalanus amphitrite is the source of this 6179-nucleotide messenger RNA. RefSeq names its product cytosolic carboxypeptidase-like protein 5. Lineage: Eukaryota; Metazoa; Arthropoda; Thecostraca; Balanomorpha; Balanidae. Gene Ontology annotation, biological process: proteolysis. The record is from RefSeq and is a predicted model, not a curated record. The transcript is spliced from 17 exons. The coding region runs from base 261 to 4406 and encodes 1381 amino acids. Gene Ontology annotation, molecular function: metallocarboxypeptidase activity; zinc ion binding.
GGCAGUGUGUGCAGGCAGCAGGUGCCGCUAACUUUACCGUAAAAUACAAAAUUAUUCAUUUAGCGGUCACGAUUUGGAGCUUUCGCUCCGAUGCGUCACAUUUGCCUCAGGCCUUGAGAAAUUGUUUUUUGUUUAUGAAAGGCGUCGAGUGUGAAUGGAGUGUUAUGAGCUAUUUCUAAUUUCCUGAAUUUCAGCAUGAAUAUAUAAAGCUUGCAAUACAAAAAGCACAUCCGCAAGGUCAGCUCAGAAUCCCAGCCGUGAUGGAGGUGGAGACGGAUGGUGGGUUUCGCAUCUCCUCCAACUUUGACUCCGGCAACCUGCAACGGCUAGAGAAAGUGGAACCAGGAACAGUCACCUUCGAGGGCCAGGGUCCCGACGACCUGUGCGCCCACGAGUUCAACUGCUGGGUGAACCCAGACUGCGGAGGCACAGAGUACGAGAACAACAACCGGACAUGGUUCCACUUCAGUUUCUCAGGUGGCCCACCAUUCGCCACCGUGCGGUUCAAUAUAAUGAACAUGAACCGCCAGGGCAAGCUGUACGCGCAGGGUAUGCGGACGGUGUACCGCGUGGAGCCCCUGUUUCCCGAGUGGAAACGGCUCACAGACACACACCUCUACAAGGUGGAGGACAACAACUUCAUCAUGAGCUUCAAGUACUACACACUGGAGGAUGCCGGCUGUACGACCUACUUCGCCUUCAGCUUCCCCUACUCCUACACCGAACUGCAGACGCACCUGAACGCUCGCGACCUGCAAUUCCGUAUCACACCACCUAUCGGCAUCUACUACCACCGCGAGUUGCUGACGUACACGCUAGAUGGCAGGCGCGUCGACCUACUGACCAUCACCGCCUCUGACGGUGGCGAGGGACGCGAACACCGGCUGCCCGGCCUGUUCCCACUGGCUCAGACUGAGCAGCGCGCAGUGCGCUUCCCUGGGAGGAAGGUGGUUCUUCUCUCAGCGCGGGUCCACCCGGGAGAAACACCCUCGAGUCACGUCCUCAACGGCUGUGUGAGGUUUCUGCUCUCCGCCGACCGCCGCGCGGUGAAGCUGAGACAGAUGUAUGUGUUCAAAAUCAUCCCGAUGUUGAACCCUGAUGGCGUAGCUCGCGGACACUAUCGUACCAACAUCCACGGAGCCAAUCUCAACCGGAUGUAUGGUGACCCUGCUCGCGCACUACACCCAGAAGUACACGCGGCCAAGACGGUGGCGAUGUAUCACCACCUAGGUCGCCCGCCGGCGGAUUGUGAGGUUCAGGACUCUGAGCCUAGCGUGGCAGAGGUGGACGCACAGUUCGUGAGACCUCGGGAGCUUGUGGCUCCGCCGAGGCCUCCCGAACCUGAGGAUGUGUCCAAUGACGCGUCGUGCUUCUGUGCUGGCGAUGAUGAAAGCAGUCUCGGGAUGCCCGAUCUGAGCCCGCUGAAGAGCCUGCUUCAGAUGACGCCGAGAGUCCUGCGGCCGGGAGAGAGGACGGAGACGGCCAGAGUGCUUCCACCGCCGCCCCCUCCCCCUCCGUUUGGGGCAGCGGUGGGUGGGGCGUGCCCUCCCCCGCCCCCGCCCCCGCCGCCCCCACAGCCGCAGCAUAUAACUGUGACGGCGACUUCGACCGUGAUAGGGAAUGUAAUGGAGGAUAGAGCUUCUGUGCAGACUUCGGGAGAAAACCCGGCUCCGAAAGCUACACAGAAGGCGGAGAAGCCAACAGUGGUUGGUGACCAGGCGCAGGCCGCCGCCGGCUCCGACUCCGAGUCGCUCGUCUCCUCCGGCGAAACUGAACGCUCGGCCUGGAGUGCCAGCUCCGUGUCCUCGGGAAAAGACGAGCCACCCGCCGUCGACUCGAAUCUGUUCCUCUACAUGGACAUGCACGGACAUGCGUCCAAACGAGGCUGCUUCAUGUACGGCAACCACUUCAGCUGCGACGAGACCAUGGUGGACUGCAUGCUGCUGCCCAAGCUGGUCUCCCUGAACUCGGCCAACUUCGACUUCCUCGCCUGCAACUUCACCGAGAAGAAUAUGCACCACAGAGGAAAGAAGGACGGCCUGAGCAAGGAAGGCAGCGGCCGGGUGGCUCUGUACCGCGCCACGGGCCUGGUACGCAGCUACACCCUGGAGUGUAACUACAACACGGGCCGGUUCUGUAACGUACUGCCUCCACUGCCCGCGGAGCCGGACCCGCCGGCAGAUACGCCGCUAGUGUUUGAACCGGUGCCCUACACGCCGGCUCACUACGAACAGGUGGGCGAGGCGCUGAUGAUCUCCAUUCUGGAUCUAACCGGUGACAACCCGCUGUCUCGGCUGCCGCGCUCCGAGUACAGGGAUACGGCCGGAGUACGCGCAUGGAUCAAACGGUUCAUGACAGUGACGAAGUUCGGCGAGAACAACAUUCUGUUUUCGCCGGAGAAAACGGCUAGAACCAUGAAGGUCACAGAACGACACAGACAGGCGGCGGCUGAAGAGCGAAGUCCAGGAGCCGGCGGACGCAAUGUCUCCUCGACUCCAGCAGGAGGGACCGGAGCACAGCGCAGACUGGCGCUGGGCACCACCUCCCCGGGACGGUGUGGGACGGACACCAAGGACCGGAGACGACCGCCACUCAGGAGGGUCCGAAAAGCCAAGAAGCUGUCGCCCGGCAAAGUCGAGGACCAGGAGAAUGCUACGGUGGCCAGGCCGGCCAACAAGCGCUCUGCUGACGCACUUCUGGCUCCCAGUACGGCGGUGAAAACCGACCCGGAGAUCAAUCUGGAUAAGGAGACUGCCGGCCCUGCGUCGCAGCCGUCAGAUCUAGCCAGUCCGGCCGGACCCAGUCAACUGCGAGUCAAGAGCCCCGUACUGCAGCCGCGCUUUGGACAGCAGCUCACUCAGACAGGCAACUCCCCAGCCGGGCUGAGCCGCAAGCCAGUGCGUCGCGCCCUCUCUGAGAAACGCAAGGUGCUCAAACCAACCCCCGUCAAACUGGGAGAGAGUGGCCUUCAGACCGGCGCCGCUCCCAAGCUGCGCCGCUCCGGGAGCCUCGUAAACGCCGCCUCAGCAGACGCACCGCUGGCAGAGACAUCUGUUGUCAAUAAUCUGAACCUCAUCUUGGGGGACAAACGUCAGGUGGCUGGCCUGGCCUGGCCAGAACCGGUUGCCGGGGCAACGGCGGCGUCUGGCGCGCUUUCAAAACGCCCGCCGAAGAGGAAGAAGCGCGCGGGGAAACCGGAGGCUGCGACAGCGAAAAGCGAUGGUUUGGCGCCUUGUCGCAGUCUUGGCCAUUUGAUUCAGAUGGUGAGCACUCCGCCAAGCUUUGCCAACCUCUUCAUGGCAUCGGCCAGCACAGGCGAGUUGGAAUCGAGCGCGCGGAGUGUGGGGUACGCACAAUUAGCGACAGAGUCCACGAGUGGAGGAGCGCCGUCAGGGGCCUGGUCUGGGCGCAGUGAGUCGACACUGGACGCCCAGGAUGAGUCGGCCACACUGCCGGAUCAGCCGGAGCCGCGCGCCAGACGACAUGAGAGCUGCGAAAGCUCGCCACUGAGCUUCGCCGGAGCUUUGAGUAGCGCCAGUAAUAGCCCACGUGGUCACCAGACAAGCCAGCCUGCCUCUCCGGCGUCGCCGAAACAGCCAAACUCGCCGAAGUUUGGUCACUCAUCGCCAAAAUAUAGCCAAGAUCUGCCAAAGCUAGGCGAGAGUCUGCCGAAGCUUGGCGGGGCAGGUUUGGCGGAAUCUGACAGCGCGGUGGCGGGGUUUGGCCAAGGCGGGUCUGCCCCCGUGUCCACUACACCUUCGGCCGUGGCCUACGACGCCCCGGUGUUGUCUCCGCGCAGUCCACGCAUGCGCAGACCGUCAGUCAAGACGCGCUGUUCCACCCGCAUGGCCGCCAAGAAAUCCGCCAAGACGCUGAAGGUGAAGCGGGCGGUGCGUCCCUUGGCGGAUCCGGCCGAGCCGUCCACCUCGGCGGCUGGAGCGGCCGGCGAAAGUUCCGCCGAGAAACCCGCCAAGGCGCCCAGAAAGAAACUCGCUCGCAGGGCGUCUGCACCUGUGGGUCCCGACCCGCUGGCCGCCCUGGAGCUGAUGACGUCACCGGGCGGCAGUCUGGCCGGUGACGUCACCACUGCCCUGGACGCGCCGCCUCUGAGGGCCAAGGUGCGGAAGCCUCGCGUCAAGUCCAAGCCGCGCUCACCGGGCGCCCGCUCUGUAUCCGUCUCAGGGGGGACGCUCUGCUCCCUCACCGCUGAUCAGGAUAUCCCGGACGGACCGCGGCGCGCCGUCUCAGAGGGUCACGGGUCCCCCGAGCCGGGCCCGGCCCUGCCGCCCGCCGCUGGGAGACUGCUGAAGAAGAAACAGGGAAAGCUGGCCCGGCGCACGGGUUUGGAGCGAGGAAGGCCCGCGCUGCAGCAGGUCAAGAAGAGGAAGCUGAAGGAAAAGGUCUGAGCGACGGACGGUGGUUGAUGUGGGGUUGUUGAAGAGAGUGAUGGACGCGAGGGAGGCGGGUUGGCGGUGAAGGAUGCUCCCAUGGUAACUCUAUGGGACAGUUUCUAAGAUUUUGACUUCAUUGACCAGCACUGACGAACGUUUUUAUUUGGGGGCUGCUCAGCGCUGGGUUUUACAUUCAAACCGCGAGGCAGAGGGUUCAAUGAGCUAACCCGUGGAGUGGUACAUAUAGAGGGCGCAGCUGUCGCUCUAUACCACUGACGUCAUCAUGGCGGCUGGUUGUGCCGCCAUGACGUCAUCAUAGGACAAAUUAAUGACGGCAGCGGGGCACUGCCUCACGAAAACCGCGUAUUUAUUGGCGAAGUCUCGUCGCUGGGACGAUAAGAAGACUGUGAUAGCCUUGUUUAAGUUAAUAAUUUCAUCUUUUUGUUGACGUGGCACCGAAUAUGGCGCAGAACGCGACGGUUUUCGGAGUUGAGAGCUGCGAUGGACGAUGAGGCUUGGUGUCGGAGCUCAUGAACUGAGAGUUUAUCGUAAGACUAUUUUAUUCGAAAGUGAAAGCAUCCUUAUGUGCUCUGCGAACGGCGAAAACGAUGGUUAGCUUUCCAGCGAAGUUUUGCUUUUAAUCUGAGGUUUUUUCACGAUUGUCGUUGCUAGCUUGUCAGAUAGGAAGCUGGUUCGAAAUUAGACGUUGAAAGGGUCCAACGAGUCGAUAAAAGAACGAACGAAAGAGGAGGAAGACCAUUGUACAGGCCCUAUUAUUGUUUAUUGCUUGGCUAUGCUUUAUUUUCCAAAAUCCUGAGUAAUCAGUAUGAUGGAUUUUCUCAGACCAGCGUCAGUAUUUGUAUCUAGAGAAUGAUUCUCUAGAGAAAAAUCGGAAGCUUUGCACAAACAAAAGGUUUUAUGCAGCAUGAUCUGUGUUUCUCAGUCCGUUUUGAUACAUCAUUUAAAGUAUUGUCAUUAUGAUGUUUCACGAUUUUUCGCUGCAACAAAAAAUGUUGCCGAAAUUCGUUAUAGAACGAGCUUCUCGAUCGAGAAGAAUGAACUUUCUCGACCGAUAUAUUUUCGUUUAGUAAUAUAGUUUGUUUUAAGAGGACGACCUCUUUUCUGUAACAGAUAUCCUGGCUUGUGCUGAGUGUUGUUUUUGUGUUCCCUCCAGUUCAGUCGCUGUUUUCUGUUAUGGGACUGAUCAGUGUUGCGGUAUAUUCUUUAGAGCACGUGUAAAAAUGAUGUCAUAGCCAAUAUGAGAUUAACCGACAUCUUGCAAGUACCAGAUAGGAUUCGUUACCACUAAAAUUGUACUGGAUUGUUGUUAUAGUGUCCUCUUUCUUCGGCCAGGAAUUGUAUUAAAGAUAAUUGAUAAAAAGUAUCUGAGUGGCCUCUGUCCCUAUGUAUAAAUAGUAAGGACGCCUUUCUAGCCCGCUUGCGAAGAAUCGUAGCGAUCUUUGAGCUGACCAAAUAUGCUAGAACUGGAAGGGAAUUGCUUCGUCCCUUUUUCGCUGUUGCAUCAUAGAUAGUAGUUACAACGGGAAUGGAUUGUUAUACGACGACAUCAUAGCACACGCGAAAUGCUGAUCGCUUCUGUUGUGGUGUAGACUUUAGCUACUUCCCGUGCUAGUUGUUGUUUUGUAGCCGUGAUAAUACUAUCUCGAUGUUCUAGAUGGUUUUAUUUAAACGAGAAAUAAGAUAAAUUUGUGUGCUAAUGCCUCAUUAACCAUCGCUUUGCUGACAUACAGAUGUACAUUUUUGGAAAUACACAUGAAAUGUGUUCUA